CUGUAUAAAUUGUACACUCCGCGUGCUGUAUAAAACGGGUACCAAUAAAAUAACGUAAAUAUUGUUAGGUUCGGCGGCGGUGUAACACGAUUCGACCGAUCUCAGGUGGAGGGUACUGACGGUAGUAGCGCUCGGAAGAGUAGGAGAAGAGACAAAGACCUUUUUUCACUGCGCGAAAUCAGCACGACUGUACCACGGACAGUACCACCCGUACCGGUCUCGAGAGCGGAUACGACUCUUUAUGCCGCGCAUGUGCGUGAAAUCCACCGAGUAUUCUACUUCCUAAUCGGUUCGAAAAACGACAUAAAUAAUUAAUAAUAAUAAUAAUAAUAAUAUACAAACGGUCGGCGGACAUGGACAGUGCAGGAUCCGCUCGUCACUCGUUGGCAGUGGCGACGACAGUCGUGGCGGUCGCGCUGUGCUGUGCGGCCGCGGUGGGCGGCAGGACCGGACCGAGUCCAGGUAACACCGCCGCCKCAGCCCCKUCGUCGCUACUGACCAAGUUACCGCAACCGCAGUUACCGAAAUUGUCGGUGAUCUACACGUACGGGAAACAUCAGUCAUCUACGACGAAUCCUCCAACUUAUCCGGUCAACAAACAGCAGCCGUCGCAGCGACCAUCACCUCAGCAACAGCCACAACAGCCGUCUAAGCCCCAGAAACGACCGCCAAAACCGACGACGGUGGACGAACGGCCGGGUGGACGGGAUCAACCGCACCAGUCGUCGUCGGCAAACGCAUCCGUGAUGACGACUUCGCAGAGACCGAAGGUGGAGACGACCACCCAAGAUCGGGCCAUCAUCACUGUGCCGUUGAAAGCUUGCCCCGACGGUCAACGGAUGGGACCCGACCGGAACUGCAGACCCGACUUUCCAGACCCCGAGGGCGACCAAUCCAAAUAGUCGAUCGACCGAACUGCGCCACUUUCAUAGUGAAUUUACUAUAUAACACUAUACGUCGACAUUGCUAUUAUUAUUUUUAUACGCGAUUUGCUUUACAGACAUAUUGUUUUUAUCCCCCCCUCCCAGUACUAAGUGUAAUAUACAUAAUCAUAUUAUCAUGUAUUUAUAUAUUUAUGUUUGUAUUAAGUGUAACCCACGAUUUAUUCCAGUUAGAAAACGUUUACGUGUGACGAAUUAUGAACAAACGAAAUAAAAAAUAUUUAUCACUAAAA
Diuraphis noxia (Russian wheat aphid) is the source of this 1174-nucleotide messenger RNA. RefSeq lists its product as uncharacterized. The record is from RefSeq and is a predicted model, not a curated record. NCBI's taxonomy places the organism in Eukaryota, Metazoa, Arthropoda, Insecta, Hemiptera, Aphididae.